This is a messenger RNA of Brassica rapa (field mustard), 576 nucleotides long. RefSeq lists its product as uncharacterized. The record is from RefSeq and is a predicted model, not a curated record. Gene Ontology annotation, molecular function: nucleic acid binding; RNA-DNA hybrid ribonuclease activity. Lineage: Eukaryota; Viridiplantae; Streptophyta; Magnoliopsida; Brassicales; Brassicaceae.
AUGUGGGAGAUAUGGACUGCUAGGAACAAACUGGUGUUCUCUAACUUAAGGGGUGAAACAGGGGAGUCCCUAUCCAGAGCAAUUCGCAUGGCACGAGAGUGGCAAGAGGGACAAACAAAAGAGACACAGACUCGUCGUACUAGCCAACCCAAGGUCAUAAUAGAUACUGGAACAAUUCUCCGAACGGAUGCCGCAUGGAAUGAGGAAAGCUCUAGAGCAGGGCUCGGAUGGAUCUUAACGCAGGAUGAGAUCACCUCUAGCUUGGCUAUAAUUGCAGAAAACGUACCUUCACCACUGAUGGCAGAAGGAUUGGCACUUCGGGAAGCUUUGCAGAAAAGUAGGGAGCUGGGAAUCAAGGUGCUAAAUGUGGAAUCGGACUCCAAAAACCUCAUUGCCAGCGCCACCAACAACAAAUCGGUCCCCGAGCUCUAUGGAAUUGUGGCAGAUAUCAUGUCGAUCUCUUGUUUUUUCGAUUAUGUUUCCUUUAAAUGGAUCCCUAGAGAGGCAAACUAUGCAGCUGAUCUAGUUGCAAAACAGAUGCUUGUAGUAAAUGGGGCUUUAAUGACCUCCACCUAA